UUGACCGCGUUAAUCAUUUAUUCGCAAGAAUCUGGUGCUGUAUUGAUCAACUUUUUUUGUCCCCAGGUAAAGGGACCCUUUCUUUCCACGUAAGGACUCAGCUCAGGAGGGGUUGUUAAGUUUCUCCAUUUGCUUCCACUUCGGAAAGCAUCUGACAUCCAGGCUGCCGGCUUAACAGUCACAUUCACCCGGCUAUCCUGGGACCCACAGAUCUCUCACUGGGGGCAAGGGGAGAACAGGGAUGAGAUGGGCCAGAGGGAGAAGUGUAUUUUCCAUAAGAGCCUCUUACAGACCUGGCUCGGAAAUUGGGAAGCGGCGGUUUCGGCAGAAGCCACCGCUCUGCCCUGCCAAGCAGCAACUUCAGCUAAAAGCAGCGGGCAGACGCGAGGAGGGGCCCAAGAGGAGGGCAGCGCUUCUGGGAUAUUUAAUGUAAGUCUUGCAACAGGCUUCAAAGAACGUUGCUCUCUCCUCCCCGCCUCCCAACCCCCCCCACACACACACACACAUCCCCCCCACAUCCCCCGAGCCCCAACCCCCUCUCUCUUUCCUGUUGCGUCCCAGCCCUCCGCCCCACGUUCUUCUUUCGCUGGCACGGACUGACCCAGAGCUGCUCAGCUCUGCUCAGCUCUGCCGUGCUGUGCCCCGAGCUGCGCUGCGCUGCGCUGUGCUGCGUAGCUCCGCUCCAGAGAGCCCAGCAGCGAAGGCACGGAACUGGGGAGCCCCAGCCCUGCGCUCACUUGGAUUCCGGGGCCGCUCCCCUCCUAAGCCGCAGGCGCUGCCGCCUCCGCCUCUGCCGUCUCCUCCUCCUCGGGAGCUGUGCGCACAGCAGAGGCACCCGCCGGGACGCCCUCAGCCAGCCAGACGGUCGGCCAGGCGGACCGGUAGACGGAGCCCCCGCAGGAGGGCGAGCGGCCGGAGGAAGCGCGCUUGGAGACCGGCCCGCAGCAUGGAUUCGGAUUCCGGGGAGCUGAGCGAGGGCGAGCCAGUCUCCGCUGCAGGCCCUGACUUAUUUAGCUCAAAGAACCUUGCCCUUCAAGCACAGAAGAAAAUUCUGAGCAAACUAGCUAGUAAAACUGUGGCCAACAUGCUUAUUGAUGACACCAGCAGUGAGAUCUUUGAUGAGCUCUAUAAAGUCACCAAAGAACACACCCGAAACAAGAAGGAAGCCCACAAGAUCAUGAAAGACUUAAUUAAGGUGGCUAUAAAAAUUGGGAUUCUCUACCGAAAUAAUCAGUUCAACCAAGAGGAGAUGGAGAUUGUGGAGAAACUCAGGAAGAAGCUAAAUCAGACGGCCAUGACCAUCGUGAGUUUCUAUGAGGUAGAGUACACUUUUGAUAAGAACGUGCUUUCCCAACUCCUGAAUGAGUGUAAAGCCCUGGUGCAUGAACUAGUGGGGAGGCACCUGACUCCCAGGACCCAUGGGCGCAUCAACCAUGUCUUCAAUCACUUUGCAGAUGUGGAAUUCCUCUCUGCCCUCUAUAGCUUGGAUGGAGAGUGCCGGCUCAACCUCAAAAAGAUCUGUGAUGGAAUCAACAAAUUGCUGGAGGAAAAAAUUCUCUGAAUAUUUUUUCCUCUAUUUUCUCUUUCCUGAUUUAAAAUGACAGUCACUGAGUGUCUCUGAUGAGAAACAGCAGCAACAGUAAUAUCAACAAUGAAACAAAAACCCUGUAAAGUGUAUCAAUUUUCUGUCUCAUUCAUCUAGCGUCUGCUAGCUUCGUUCCAAGUCCAGGUGUACUCCCUGAGCUCCCUGAUGUUGGAUUUUUAAUGUACAUCUGAUUGUUUGCAAGUGCUUGACAUAAAUGGCAUCUCAGAGACUUGUUAAAGACAGUUGAUGACAUAUCCCAGGCAGGGGGAACUACUCUGUUGAACGGCAGCAUAAUCAAGAAAGAUUACCAAUUUAGCUUUUUCAAGGGCAUGAGAGGUGAUUUGUUUAGGAGAGAAAGAAGGAAAGAAGAAAGUAUAAACUGUUUUCUAAAUGUCUUCUUCCAGGUGUGCUGAUUUUUAAAAGUAAUAAUAAUAACCUAUAAGUUUAAGGAAAUACAGCCUCCCUACAUAGGAAAACGUACUCCCUACCCUCACCCCACCCCCAAGCAACACGAUGAAUGUAACACAAAUCAGGGAUCUACUAUGAGAAGGAAAUUUGCCUUUAUUAUUUUGGAUAGGUUAGGGGGAGGCAUUAAGGGAUCAGGAAGAGUUUUUUCUAUUUCAGAUGUCGCAGAACUCCAUGGGGGACAAUUUCCUGGGAGUAUGUCAAUAGUCUCUAAUAAGAGGUAAUUUUCCUUCUAUUACUACUCCUGAGAGAUACACACAUCUCAUGUCUGCAUGUGUGCAAUCAGCUAUGGUUCAAGGAUACUCUGCCUGAACCAGGCACACAACCAGUAAGGGUUUAUAACGAUGCAUAGGUGAAAAUCAAACAGGAGGAAUCCCUUUACUUCCUUCUUGACCUUCUCAAGUUUCAAAGCACCAUUUUUUUUUGGUCCAUUAAACUGAAGAACCCUUUGAACAAAGGAGGAGAUUGUGAUUAUGAUUCAGAAACAAAACCAUCUGCCAUGAGAUGCUUUCCUAAAAUAAGAACAGUGGAAAUGACAAGAGAGGAAUCCAGACGUCAGAACGCAUGCCUCAUACUCUAUUCCCUUGAACAAGAAUGAUCGUACUGCCUCAGACUGUAGUCUGAACCAGCCCUUUAGCCAGUCUCGGACUGCAGAACCCAUGCAUGGUUAGAUGAUUUGUGGGAGGUCAUGGCUGCAACAUCAGCCAAAACAGCUACAGCCCAGAUGCCAACCAGUCAAACUUGAAUUGCUCACGUUGUCAAAGUCAAUUAAACACUUCAGUGAAAAACA
Molecule: messenger RNA, 2840 nt
Organism: Monodelphis domestica (gray short-tailed opossum)
Lineage: Eukaryota; Metazoa; Chordata; Mammalia; Didelphimorphia; Didelphidae
Gene: TIPE3
Product: TNF alpha induced protein 8 like 3
Biological process (GO): regulation of apoptotic process
Cellular component (GO): cytoplasm
Source: RefSeq, a predicted model, not a curated record